This is a messenger RNA of Solanum lycopersicum (tomato), 940 nucleotides long. Its product is annotated as non-specific lipid transfer protein GPI-anchored 14. Lineage: Eukaryota; Viridiplantae; Streptophyta; Magnoliopsida; Solanales; Solanaceae. The record is from RefSeq and is a predicted model, not a curated record.
UAAAUACAAUUAUUGUCACAAAAACAAAGCAUAAAAAAGCAAACUUUCCAUCACUUGUUCAUUAUUUUGUCUAUAUAUCUUUCUUCCAUACUCCCAAAUUAUUCCUUCAAAAAAAAAAAAAGUUGUUUCAAAUGAGUUCAAAAAAACUUGUGACUUUUGAACUUUCUUUCUUCUUCUUGAUUUUAUUAUUAGGGUUUUCGAGUGCAAAUCUCGAUAAAGAUAGAGAAGAAUGUGCUAACCAACUCGUCGGUUUGGCCACGUGUCUUCCUUAUGUCAGCGGAGAGGCCAAAUCUCCCACACCGGAUUGUUGCACCGGUCUGAAAGAAGUUUUAGAUAAAAGCAAGAUAUGUCUAUGCAUCCUGGUAAAAGACAGAAAUGACCCUAGCCUUGGGCUUAAGAUCAAUGCUACACUUGCACUAAGCCUCCCUACUCUAUGUCAUGCUCCACCUAAUAUGUCUAAUGUAUCUAUGUGCCCCGAAUUGUUGCAUUUGGCACCAAAUUCACCAGAUGCUAAGGUUUUUCAAGAUUUUGCAAAGAGUGCAAAAGGAAGUUCUGCUGCUCCAUCUGCACCAGUUAGUGGGAACUCUAGUGGAAAACCAGCAAAUUCUUCAACAAAUGAUAAGAAUGAUGGAGGACAUAAAAGGAGAUGGAUGGGAUUUGUGGAAAUGACUAUGGGCUUUUUGGUCAUUUUGAUGCUUUCAUAUCUCACCUAACUUUUUAACAUAUAAUUAUUGUUUUUUUUUUCUAAAAAAAAGAAUCACAUUUGUACUUUUUUUUUUUACCUUUUUGUGUUUCCUUUUGUGUUGUUGGCUUUUAUUAGUGUGUCUUUUGUUUUCUUAUUUUGCAACUCUAGAUUUGUAAUCUUCAAUUCUUUGGAAUCUUUUUUUUCUUUUAGCUAUCAAAAAUAGAAAAAUAUAUUUGCUAUGUGUGAAAAAAAAAA